Messenger RNA from Striga hermonthica, 1248 nucleotides. NCBI's taxonomy places the organism in Eukaryota, Viridiplantae, Streptophyta, Magnoliopsida, Lamiales, Orobanchaceae. The record is from the annotation of a GenBank genome assembly.
AUGGAGUAUUCGGAGUCGACAAAGGUGGUUUUCAAAAGAAUCGAGAAGCUCGAUCCUGAGAAUGUAUCCAAGAUCAUCGGCUAUCUCCUCCUCAAAGACCAGGGAGAGCUCGAGAUGAUCCGUUUAGCCUUUGGCCCGGACAACUUAAUUCACUCCCUCAUCAACACCGCCAAAAGGGAGCUCGACUCCUCACCAACCAAACCAGCUGCCCACACAAAGUUCACACCACACGUGCCGUGGUGCGCUGCACCUGUCCCACCCAAUAAAAUUCCAUGGAUAGUCCCUACCCCUCAGCCUUCUUUCAGCUUGGACAUUGAUGGUUAUGUGGUUCACAAUCAGCCAUCUUUCGGCUUGGAAAUUGGCCCGUAUUUUCAUGAUUGUUGCCCGCCGGCCCUCAUCUGCCAGAGCUUCAGUCAGGGGUACUGCAAGUACGGCGGCAACUGCUGGUUUCUGCAUGUCUUCCGAAUGGAAAACGGUCGUUUCAUGGUCCUGAAUCAGCCUGGGAUGGGAGAGGAUCAUGUCCUGUGGUCAACUGCAUCUCUCAAGCAGCUGGAGAUUGAGCUGAUUGAGCUUCUCAAGGCCCGGAAAGGGGUUCCGGUUUCCAUCUCCUCGCUGCCGAUAUUUUACUAUGAUAAGUAUGGACGGGCCCUUCGUGUUGAGGGCUAUCUCGUUGAGGGCCCCUGGCAAAGAAAGAUCAGGUUUACCCUUGCGCAGCUCGUUGCUCAGAUGACAAAGGACAUUCAUGUGGAUGACAGACCACAUGGGAGGCAGUCGAUUAUAAUGGUGGAGGACAUCCUGUUGUAUGCGAGAUGGAUGGAAGAGAAGAAAGAAAACGAGUCGGUCUCUUGCCAAGUUUAUCUGACUUUUCCUCCACACAGCAUGUUCAAUGAGGAAGAUGUUUACAACUAUUUCAACAAUUUUGGACCAGUUCAGGAAGUUAGGCUUCCCAACCAAGAAAAGAGGAUGUUCGGGUUUGUGACUUUUGUUUACCCAGAGACGGUAACCUUAGUCCUGUCGAAAACAAACCCUCAUUUUAUUUGUGGUGCAAAAGUGCUGGUGAAACCUUACAGGAUAAAGUCGUUGCUUCUCAAUAGGAAGUCUGAGAAAGUCCAUAAUCCAGUUAAACAAGAUCCACAGUCACCAGAUAAAGCGGAAUCCGAUCCUUCAAGCAAGGCCCAAACCGUUUUCGUGUUUUCAGUUUCUUUUUAUCACGUACUCCCUAUUCCAGUUUCUCCAGUCUUGAUUUGA